This is a messenger RNA of Tinamus guttatus (white-throated tinamou), 655 nucleotides long. NCBI's taxonomy places the organism in Eukaryota, Metazoa, Chordata, Aves, Tinamiformes, Tinamidae. The record is from RefSeq and is a predicted model, not a curated record.
GAGAGUUGGAGACGUUCCAGAAAGACGGCGAGCGCCGGAUUCAGAGCCGGCAGCAGCUUCCGGUUGGAACGACGUGGGGGCCCUUUGCUGGGAAGAUGGAUCUGAAUAAUAACACCUUGAAGACAAAGGCUGCAGUCCCCAUGGUGCUGACGGCUGGCCCCAAGUGGUUGCUGGAUGUGACUUGGCAAGGAGUAGAAGACAACAAAAACAACUGCAUUGUGUACAGCAAAGCUGGACUAAAGUUGUGUCAACGGGAGACUUGCACCAUAAAGACUGAAAUGUUAAAGAAAGCUACAAGGAACAGCUUUGAGGCAAGGUUUCAAGCUUUGUCAUCACGCUUGAAGAAUUUUCUGUUUAAUGUACUGUAAUGCAGUAUUCAAUGGGGACAAGUUUAAUUGAGUUUUACACAACCCAGUUGGGAGUAGCGCUGCAAGGUAGGUGAUGUCUAGGUUUUUAAUCUUCCACUCCAGAGAGGCUUGUUGACGAAGUGGUUCUUUCUCUUUGUAAGAAAAAAGGGAAGCAUGAGAAAUGAUACAUCCGUGGAUAAAACCAAUUGGCAACCCCCAAAGGAAUGAGGGCGAUAAGGCGAAUCCAGCACUUGUAAGAAAUAAAAGAAUCCAACUGUUCAUUUAAAUGAGAAACAACACAUGUGACU